CUUUCAUUAAUUUCUUACAAAGAAAACAAAAAUGCAAAAGAUUGAAUUAAAUUCUAACUGUUAGAGUCACCAGUGGCUGGAAUCAAAUGGAAUAGCUUGGAGUAUUUGCAAAUGGAAGCACUGCCUGAUCAGCAAGUUAUUUUAGUGAUGCUAUGGGAGAUGAGGUCUUUACUUUCCAAAGCCCAUCUAAGAAUUGCAAUGUUCAAAUCUUGUAAACAGGAUGCAUGUUUUCACUCUGCUUUUAGUAUUUUAUAGUGAAGUUCACUUAUCUAGAAAUCAUUUUGCACUUUGAUUGGCCUUUAAACAUUCAUCAAGGGUACAAAGAUUUAAAGUAAAUGUUUAAUUGUCUUGUAAAAUACCCCAAACAUAUCUGUACAUAUGCAUGUCUGAGUGAAUGACUGGUAAAUAAUAGCAAUCUAAACCAUGUUGAAUUCAGAUGCCUUUUAUCUGUUAUCUAAUAAAAAAAAACAAGUUAUGAUUCAGUUUUUUUUUCAAAUUCUGUUCAUCAUUUAUUCUUAUUAAGUUUAUUUAUAGAAAUGAUGGUUCAUGAAUUUUGUGGCAAUUUUGAAAUUCCUAAUAGAGCAAAAAACAGUCUUACACCAGCAGCAAAGAUCGUGAAAGGCAGCAGAAAAUGCUGCUACUGGGAAAACAAAGGAUGUGCCAAAGCUGGAGAAGAAAAGUGAACAGCUUUACUCAUUAGUGAAAAAGGUGGAUAAAGAAUACACAGAGAAUGCCUACAAGGCAGAAACUGCACGGCAAGAGUGGGAUGUUACUGUAGCCAAGGCCAGCAGUCAGCUUCAGCAGCUGGAAGAAGAGAGGAUGAACAGCAUGCAGGAUUACCUCAACAAGUUCAACAGUCACAUCUCUGUUCUUCCACCCAAGAUGCAGCAGAUUCACGAUCGAAUGAAUGAGUCAGUGAUAGCUGUGGACCUGCGCCAGGACAUUCACAGUGUAGUGCAGCAGAAAGGAUCCCAGACAGCCCGACACACAGAGCAAAUUCUUAUUGACUGCUAUGCAGAGGACACACAAUUUACCAUGAAUAUGGAUCGAAGGAAAGAUGCACUUCGCAAUUUUCUUAUUUAUCUACACCAGCUCAUUGAAAAGGAGAGGAAAGGGAAAGACGGUGUGCAAAAGCUUGUGGAGGUUUAUAAAGCGAAGCCUACCUUUGCUGAUCCUGAAGCUCAGGAAGAUACAAGACAAAAAUUGCAACAGACAAUAAUGAUGCUGAACUUCCUGGAAGCAAGCCAUUUCAAGAUAAACAGCUGUCUUUGCAAGUUAGAAGGACGGACACUGCCUCAGCAUGCAUUUGAACAACACAUUGAAUGUACACGUGACAAACAGAACUAUGUGGUCAGUGUUCUCAAGCUACCUGUCAACAUGACUUUGGACUGCAGUGACUACAGCACUUAUUCAUUGCCCAAUGAUUACAUGGAACUUGCUUCACCUGUGGAUGAUGAAUUUGAUGACUUUGAUGAUGACUUUCCUAUUGCAAAGUGCACGGCUUUAUAUGACUAUAAGGCAGAACAGAAUGAUGAGCUAUCUUUCAAAAUGGGUGAUGUAAUUACGGUGUAUGGAAAAACAGAUGGUGGAUGGUGGCAAGGGGAGAUAAAUGGACGCAAAGGAGCCUUUCCCUCAACCUACGUUAAAGAAAUGUGAUGCUACGGAUCUUUCAUUCCUUAUUUAACUUUGCUCCCCUCAUGAAGUGAAUGGCAUCAAAAGUGCUGCUCUUUUCAUAAACAGAUGGUGAGUUAAAGUUUCAUCCAGUAAGAGGAGAGGGAGCAGUUCAGAGAAAACUCAUAACUUCCUGACAGGAAGCUUAACACUUUCAGUCUGGAUGGAAAAAAAUGGAACUUCAUUGUUCUUUGUUUUUGAAAGUAAAUGGGUGCAGGAAUAUUUCAAGUGGCUUGUGAGGAAGGCAGCAGACUUCUAUGCAUGAUUUGGUAACAUUGGAUGUUGUAACUUGCACAGCUCUUAACUGCAGUUUUCAAGCAGCUUGAAGAAUACUGUUAAUGUCUGAGGUGCAGUGAGUUUGGCCAUUAGCUAGGAUAAAAAAAAGUCAGAAGUUAAAAGCAGAGGGGACAUCUGUCCGUUUUUCAGUAUGCAAAAUAAAAGGCCGUUUUAAGUAAAAGGGAAAUAAAAAUCUUAUUACUACUUAAUGUUGCAGAAUAUUUGUGCAUAAAACUCAUGUUGUCUUCAGGACUCUGGGUCCUCCUUCAUGAAAAGCAUUUUUAUUGUGAUAUUAUUUGAGUGUCAUACAGGCAUGUAUCACCAUGCAUUCCUGUGGAUUGUUCACUGCAGUCUGGGGUGGGAGGGAGAUCAACUACACAGCUUGAUGAGGGAGGAUGUUAUUCAAUCCAAUAUCCUUACUGGUUCUCACCCCUGCCACUAUUUCUGAUCAGUUUUGUACAAUAAAAUUAAUUUUGACCUAGAAUGAUAUUAGUAUUAAACAAAUUGUAAAAACUGCCAUUCAUUUCUUGUGCAGCCAAAGUUUUUGGUUUUUCUCUAAAAAUAUUCAUAAUAAUCUUUAAAGAAUGCUUUAAAGGUAUGUAAACUUCUUGAGACAAUGUGAAGUUGUAAAAUGCAAUGAUGUAUGCAAGGCAAGCUGAGAUAAAGCAAAUUCUUAUAUGAGAGCUAAGAGUUUAUCAGAGUCCUUGAUUUAUGUAAUUUGUUUUUUGGUCAUUUUCAUGGUGAAGACCAAAAAAAAAAAAAAAA
Molecule: messenger RNA, 2712 nt
Organism: Pomacea canaliculata
Lineage: Eukaryota; Metazoa; Mollusca; Gastropoda; Architaenioglossa; Ampullariidae
Product: nostrin-like
Exons: 10
Coding region: 820-1656 (278 amino acids)
Cellular component (GO): cytoplasm; plasma membrane
Molecular function (GO): protein binding
Source: RefSeq, a predicted model, not a curated record